Molecule: messenger RNA, 3016 nt
Organism: Hypoxylon trugodes
Lineage: Eukaryota; Fungi; Ascomycota; Sordariomycetes; Xylariales; Hypoxylaceae
Product: glutamine:fructose-6-phosphate amidotransferase
Exons: 5
Coding region: 510-2615 (701 amino acids)
Biological process (GO): fructose 6-phosphate metabolic process; protein N-linked glycosylation; UDP-N-acetylglucosamine metabolic process
Molecular function (GO): L-glutamine:D-fructose-6-phosphate transaminase (isomerizing) activity; carbohydrate derivative binding
Source: RefSeq, a predicted model, not a curated record
AACCCCUCUUACCCUCUCUUAGGUACAGCGUCCUAAGCUCCAUCGCAGUCCCCCCACUAGUGAGUGGGCAAUACUAUGGUAGCUACGACCUCGUACAUGCUGCCUCACCUGGGUAACAACCAAGUUCUAAAAGCCUAAGCCAGCAAGCAGCACCAAUAUUUUUUUGUAGAAAAAGCCAUACGCUACCUCCCUACCGUCUUCUGUACUUUUAAGUUGGUCUCCCCUUUUACCUUUUAAAAGUCCCAACUUGAGACUUUUCCUUCCCCAAACCAAGUUCUGGAAACUCUAUCCUUUCUUCUCUCUUCCUCUCUCUCUCUCUCUCUAAUCCUAAUCCCCCUCCCAAUUCCACAAGCUCACCGCCAUUGACUUUCGUUUUACCAUUGAUACCCUUGGAAUCCCAUUCUCCUGCAGCUUGCUAGAGAGAGACACACAACCACAAUCAUACAUACUUUGUUUAAGCUAAAGAAUAUACACCCAUUCUUGCUUUGCAACACCGAUCUCGAGGCAAUAUGUGUGGAAUUUUCGGCUACAUCAACUACCUGGUCGAGAAGGAUAGGAAGUUUAUCCUUGACACCCUCGUCAACGGUCUCUCUCGCCUAGAAUACCGUGGAUAUGACUCGGCCGGUUUAGCUGUCGAUGGUGACAAGAAGAAGGAAGUGCUUGCUUUCAAGGAAGUCGGCAAGGUCGCCAAGCUCAAGCAACUUAUUGAUGAGUCCAAACCAGACCUCACCAAAGUUUUCGAUUCACAUGCCGGUAUCGCCCAUACUCGAUGGGCUACUCACGGCCCUCCAUCUCGGCUGAACUGCCAUCCCCACCGAUCCGACCCCACAUGGGAAUUCUCAGUCGUCCACAAUGGCAUCAUCACCAAUUACAAGGAAUUGAAGACCCUCCUUUCCGCAAAGGGCUUCAAGUUCGAGACCGAGACCGAUACAGAAUGCAUUGCGAAGCUCGCGAAGUACCUGUACGACCAACAUCCCCACAUUGACUUUGUCGACCUUGCGAAGGCUGUCAUCACCGAGCUCGAGGGUGCUUAUGGUUUGCUGAUCAAGUCUGUCCACUACCCCCAUGAGGUCGUUGCUGCUCGCAAGGGUUCACCCCUUGUUAUUGGUGUGAAGACCCAGAGGCGGAUGAAGGUCGAUUUUGUCGAUGUAGAAUACUCCGAGGAGAACGGUGCUCUGCCCGCCGAGGCUGCUUCGCAGAACGUUGCCCUGAAGAAGCAGACGGGCAACUUGUUGGCUCCUAACUCUUUGCUUGGCGCCCCCGACAAGUCCCUCCUCCACCGCUCGCAGUCCCGCGCUUUCAUGACUGACGAUGGCUUGCCCAUGCCCGCGGAAUUCUUUCUUUCCUCUGACCCUUCUGCUAUCGUCGAGCACACCAAGAAGGUCAUGUACCUCGAGGAUGACGACAUUGCCCACAUUCACGAGGGCUCGCUGAACAUUCACCGCCUCAAGAAGGCUGAUGGUAGCUCUAAUGUCCGAAACAUCCAGACCCUGGAGCUCGAGCUCCAGGAGAUCAUGAAGGGCAAGUUUGACCACUUUAUGCAAAAGGAAAUCUUCGAGCAGCCCGAGUCGGUUGUCAACACCAUGAGAGGUCGUCUCGAUAUCGACAACAAGAGUGUUACUCUUGGUGGUCUGAGAUCCUACAUCGCGACUAUUCGCCGGUGCCGACGAAUCAUUUUUAUUGCUUGUGGAACAAGUUACCACUCUUGCAUGGCUGUCCGAGGUAUCUUUGAAGAACUCGCCGAGAUCCCAAUCGCCGUAGAAUUGGCUUCCGAUUUCCUCGACAGAGAGGCUCCCGUUUUCCGUGACGACACUUGCGUAUUCGUUUCUCAGUCUGGUGAGACGGCCGACUCUCUGAUGGCCCUUCGAUACUGCCUGGAGCGUGGUGCUCUUACCGUUGGUAUUGUCAACGUUGUCGGUUCCUCCAUCUCUCUCCUCACCCACUGUGGUGUUCACGUCAACGCUGGUCCCGAAAUCGGUGUUGCUUCCACUAAGGCUUACACUUCGCAAUUCAUUGCCAUGGUUAUGUUUGCUUUGUCUCUUAGCGAGGACCGAGCCUCCAAGCAAAAGCGACGUGAAGAAAUCAUUGAGGGUCUUGGCAACAUUUCCGACCAGAUCAAGCAUAUCUUGCAGUUGGACCAGUCCAUUAAGGAACUUUGCUCGAAGACGUUCAAGAACCAGAAGUCUCUUCUACUUCUCGGACGUGGCAGCCAAUACUCCACUGCUCUUGAGGGUGCUCUGAAGAUCAAGGAAAUAUCCUAUCUUCACUGUGAAGCUGUUAUGUCUGGUGAGCUGAAGCACGGUGUGUUGGCUUUGGUUGACGAGAAUCUUCCCAUCAUCAUGAUCUUGACUCGCGAUGACCUCUUCAAGAAGUCGCUCAAUGCUUACCAACAAGUCGCUGCCCGUGGCGGAAAGCCUAUCGUCAUCUGCAACCCCGGCGACGAGGAGUUCAAAGCUAGCGAAGCCCAGAAGAUCGAAGUUCCUAAGACUGUUGACUGUCUGCAAGGAAUCCUAAACGUUAUUCCUCUGCAGCUCAUUGCUUACUGGCUUGCUGUCAUGGAGGGACUUAACGUCGACUUCCCUCGUAACUUGGCCAAGUCGGUUACUGUCGAAUAAGCUUGUUUAUCUGCAUGAUUUAGACUUAUUCUAGGCUGGAAUGCGACAUGACCCCGGAGUUGGCUGUAAAAAUGAAUACCAUAGUGGGUGGAUAGUUUUUUAGUCUCACUUGACAGGAUAUCGUUGUUCUUAUAGCAAUAACAUGACGGCGGGAUUGAUAUGAUGAGGGGGAUGGUCAGUUGCUAUCUCCCGUAAACCCCAACGAUGCACAUUGGCCCCCACGCCAGAAUGGGCGUGGGACACGUACUACAGAAGUAGAUAGACGAGUAACCACGUAUGUCGGCUAGAUAGGCCAUUCUAGACGGAGACAACUGGUAAUAAAGAAGAAAAAAAAGGUUGACAACUAUCAUAUACAUUUUGAGACGCUUGGGUAUAAUGAAAUACAAGUAUCAUUUGUUUUG